UGCCCAAGCAUUCCCAGUUACGCAGUUGCGCCGACUAGUCGUCCUCGCGCCUCUGUACGAUCGGUCGCGGAUUGAAAUUGGAUAUCGAGAUCGAGUUCGAAUUCAGGUCGGAUCUAAGUUCGUGGCAAAUCGCUCUAUAGCAGCAGGAGUAGUGCCAGCAGAGUCGGGAUUUCGCGCUGGGACUUGAGCUGGGCUGGGGAAGACAAGACCACGCCCCGCGGAUUACGGCUGACUAUUGCCAACGGGGGCAAUACGAGCACCCAGCUUAUUGAGCUAUCACGACGGCAAUCACGAGCGACGCAGAGCGGACCUGGCGAAAAAGACAGACUUGAAAUAAAACCGGGGAUCAAACGGCCAGCCAUAAACAACGCAGCGAAGGAGCCGAGAACCAAACGCCGAUCCCCGCAACCGCCUCUCUAAUGAUUUAUCAGUAGUACGCAUCUCGGGAAGGUCCGGCGAGUCCCCAAGCCAGCCAAGCGGUCCGACAAGAGCAGGCCACGACCACUCAAUUCGGAUCUGAAGUGCCAUUCUGCCGCUGUCUCGUAAAUGAAUGUCAUAAAUUAAUUUGGAACUCCUUGCAACCGGUGUCACAGUCCCUGCCGCUACUCGUUGUCACCGUCACCGUCCCCAGAUGAGCUCUCAGCCUGGAAGCCUAUGACUUUCGCCUAAUUAUACUACCUGCCGCGAGUCAUUUGAGUGUUUUGUGCGUGCUCGUGUGUGACCCAAAUGUUCCUCAAAUUACCUUAACGCUGAAACGAAAAUUUAUUUAGAGUCACUAAAAUACGUAUUUAUGAAAUUAAUUCAAAAAGUUGCCGAACGCGAAAUUUUGAGCCUUCAAGUUGACGACACCAAAGUGAAUAUACAAACUUUCGGCAAGCCAAAUCGCGCAGUCGAGGUCGGUGUCAAGUGUUGUUUCCAGUUCUCGACAGUUGAAAUUUAACGAAGGAGGAAUCCCAUCGGCUAGCUGAGGAGCACAGCCUUUACCAGGGGGUAUUUGGCUCAUAGGGCAAGGAACUUAGACAUAAUAAAAACAAACAUACCACCUCCGACGGAAAUCAUCCUUGGAAAUAGACCUCGCGUCAUUCCAAAAGACGCACAUGGGCGUCUGCACCGAGGAGCGCCCUGUGAUGCAUUGGCAGCAGAGCGCAAGAUUUCUUGGGCCCGGCGCAAGGGAGAAAAGUCCGACACCACCUGUAGCACAUCAAGGGAGCAAUCAAUGUGGCAGUGCUGCAGGUGCAAAUAAUAAUCACCCAUUGUUCCGCACAUGCUCCUCAUCCUCGUGUCCGGAUAUUUGUGACCACAGUACAAAGCCAUUUAGCAAUGCAUACGCAACCGAGUCAUUCAGAAGCUAUGAGACCGCUGAUCGCGCCACUAUCGAGGACUCUGCGGCCAAAUUCUCGAUCAGCCGGAGCAGAACGGACUGCACGGAAGUCAGCGACGAGACGACGUCGGGCAUAUCGUUUAAAACGGAACCAUACGGACCACCCAGUAGUCCCGAGUCCACCAACGAUAGCAAAAUAGCGCGCAACCUCGAUGACUGCGCCGGUUGUGGGCGGAAAAUACAGGAUCGCUUCUACCUCUCUGCUGUGGAAAAACGUUGGCACGCCAGCUGCUUGCAGUGCUAUGCCUGUCAGCAGCCGCUGGAACGGGAAUCCUCAUGCUACUCACGUGAUGGCAACAUUUAUUGCAAAAACGAUUAUUAUAGUUUUUUUGGUACUCGCCGCUGCUCCCGCUGCCUGGCCUCGAUCAGCUCCACCGAGUUAGUGAUGCGCGCCCGAAACCUGGUCUUUCACGUCAACUGCUUCUGCUGCACGGUCUGUCACACGCCCCUGACGAAGGGCGACCAGUACGGCAUCAUCGAUUCCCUUAUAUACUGCAGGACCCACUACAGCAUAGCGAGGGAAGGCGAUGCCGCUUCUUCCAGCAUGAGCGCCACCUAUCCGUACAGCGCCCAGUUUGGGUCGCCGCACAACGACUCUUCGAGCCCACACUCGGACCCCAGUCGGAGCAUUGUUCCUACAGGCAUUUUUGUGCCCGCGUCUCACGUCAUCACCGGCCUGCCACAGCCGGCGCGUCAGAAGGGCAGGCCUCGCAAGCGCAAGCCCAAGGACAUCGAGGCGUUCACCGCCAAUAUAGAUCUCAACACCGAAUACGUGGACUUCGGCCGCGGUUCGCACAUGAGCUCCUCGUCGCGCACCAAGCGAAUGCGUACAUCCUUCAAGCAUCACCAGCUACGCACCAUGAAGUCCUACUUUGCAAUCAAUCACAACCCUGAUGCCAAGGAUCUGAAGCAAUUGUCGCAGAAAACUGGUUUACCAAAGAGAGUCCUGCAGGUCUGGUUUCAAAAUGCUAGGGCCAAGUGGCGCCGAAUGAUGAUGAAGCAGGACGGCAGCGGUAUGAUGGAGAAGGGUGACGGCGGACUGGACCUCGAAAGCAUCUCGGUACACAGCCCAACAUCGUUCAUACUGGGCGGUCCAAACAGUACUCCGCCCCAUAAUCUAGACUAACAGUUGCUCACGGGAAGCGGAGCCGGAAUCAAAAGCGAAACAAACGUCGGUAGCAGACAAGAAGCUGGCAAAAACUUGCAUAUCCUAUGCGCAAGCACCGGUUGUCCUUACCUGUAUUCCAGUCAGUGUGACGGAUCCGACUCCAGAGACAGCUUUGGAAAGGAACCGAACCGAUAUAGUUGCACUCCAUGCAAAUAAUCGAUGCCUACUUAUGUAUAACGUCUAGGGAAUGCUGUUAGGCAUGGUACAUAUACAUUUGUAUAGCUGAAUCAAUGCGUAUUAGUUAUGUGUUUCGGCAAUCGCUUGAUUGUCGUUAUGCCAGAACUUCAGCUUGACUGUGUUCAAAGCAUCACUUCUUUGAAGCAUCACUAGUGCUUCUCCCUUCCGUGUUAACAUUCAUUUGUAAAUAUGUAAUGGACCCUAACCUUGUGUACUUGCGUAGCAGCCGAUAUUGUUAAUUUAUUAUUAUUUAUAAAACUCAAAUAAUUAUGUAUGUAUAUAACAUUACGUAACAUGCAUAUACAUAUUGAUAUGUAUUUAAUAUUUAUUGCCCAAAUUUAAUAGUUAGAGAAGAAUUUUGUUUAGAGAACCCUCUCUAUAUAAUAUAGUGCAUAUGAAUAUGUAUGUAGUAUUAUGGUGCAUUAAUUGCUUCGCCGCUGCUGACAAAUAGAGAUCCAAGCGCUUAAAAACGAAAAUGUCAUUUAGCUGUUAGCAAUGACGAAUAAUCGAAGCAAUGAACACAGAAAGAUUUGUACUUACAAAUAGUUUAACCAUAAGUCGUACCAUAGAAGCCAAAUAAAAAUUAUUAAAACAAUUAAA
Molecule: messenger RNA, 3326 nt
Organism: Drosophila kikkawai
Lineage: Eukaryota; Metazoa; Arthropoda; Insecta; Diptera; Drosophilidae
Gene: ap
Product: apterous
Biological process (GO): neuron differentiation; regulation of transcription by RNA polymerase II
Cellular component (GO): nucleus
Molecular function (GO): DNA-binding transcription factor activity, RNA polymerase II-specific; RNA polymerase II transcription regulatory region sequence-specific DNA binding
Source: RefSeq, a predicted model, not a curated record